Molecule: messenger RNA, 3876 nt
Organism: Ochotona princeps (American pika)
Lineage: Eukaryota; Metazoa; Chordata; Mammalia; Lagomorpha; Ochotonidae
Gene: GREM1
Product: gremlin 1, DAN family BMP antagonist
Exons: 2
Coding region: 23-745 (240 amino acids)
Biological process (GO): animal organ morphogenesis
Molecular function (GO): BMP binding; receptor ligand activity
Source: RefSeq, a predicted model, not a curated record
CAUUUAAACCCGAGACCGCGCGAUGCCCGACACUCGGUGCGCCCUUCGCGGACCGGGAGACUCAGUGCACAGCCGGAGCCUCGCUCUCGGUGCUGCUGACCCCGCGCCCAGCCCGGGAGGCUCGGGCAGCGGCCGAACGCGUCGCCACGCGUCGAGAGCGCAGGUCCCAAAGUCACGCCACCCUGACAGUAUGAGCCGCACAGCCUACACUGUAGGAGCCUUGCUUCUCCUGUUGGGGACUCUGCUUCCAGCUGCAGAAGGGAAAAAGAAAGGAUCCCAAGGCGCCAUACCCCCACCAGACAAGGCCCAGCACAAUGACUCAGAGCAGACAGAGUCACCCCAGCAGCCUGGCUCCAGGAACAGAGGACGAGGCCAAGGGCGGGGUACAGCCAUGCCGGGGGAAGAGGUGCUGGAGUCCAGCCAAGAGGCCCUGCAUGUGACGGAGCGCAAAUACCUGAAGCGAGACUGGUGCAAGACCCAGCCACUUAAGCAGACCAUCCAUGAAGAGGGUUGCAACAGCCGUACGAUCAUCAACCGCUUCUGCUAUGGCCAGUGCAACUCCUUCUACAUUCCCAGGCACAUCCGGAAGGAGGAAGGUUCCUUUCAGUCCUGCUCCUUCUGCAAGCCCAAGAAAUUCACCACCAUGAUGGUCACCCUCAACUGCCCGGAACUCCAGCCACCUACCAAGAAGAAGAGGGUCACACGUGUGAAGCAGUGUCGUUGCAUAUCCAUUGAUCUGGAUUAAGCAAAGUCCUGUCACAGCCAGCCUGUUCUAGGGAGGCAGCCCCAGGCAGGCUCAGAGCCAGACCCCAAACAACCCAGUUCUUACUUGGCUUUCACCAAGAGGCCAGAACUACCAGCUGCUUCCUGGCAGUAGCCUGCUUGUGCGUAGUUUGUGUGCAUGAGUGUGCAUGGGGGCCUGUGAGUGUUCUCAGACACCAGAGGAAACAGUCUCUGCUAGAGGACAUUUCCUCCUGUGUAAACACAUCUGGUUCAGAUGGGGAUGGUCCACAAAGCUCACACCAGCCCGACACAUCCAAAAGGGCAGGGCUGUCGUCUGCCUCUGCCUUGGCCGUCCUUGCACCCUCUUGGGGACUUAAGAGUGAAUCUUAACAAAAGAAGUUUCUAGUUUGUGGGACGGGGAUCUGUGUUAGUGCGCAUAGACUUGGAAAAGUUACUGUAAUUUGUGCUUGCUUCCUCCCUUCCCCAGUCCACUCAUUCUUUCUUAGGUUCACAGUGACUAUUUCAGUUCUUACCCCAUGUCUGCCAAGAUUUCAAAAUGAAUUCACUUGACUAUGGAUAUGUUUUUCAUUUUGCAGAGACCUUCCAGACUCUGGGGGUGAGGGAGUUUGGUGUGGACAAGGACAAGUGGGAUAGAGGAGUGAGAAAAGGAGACUGAGGGUGAGAACCUGUGCGCUCAGCACAAUUCAGGAGGGAAAUGUGUAGAUUCUUUAAAAGGCAAUUCUAAAUCCAUGAGCCCUGCUUCAUUGAAAACUUUCCCUGAUCAUUAAUAGACCCAAAUGAACAGAGGAGAAAUGUGAUCACCAAAAAAUCAUCAACUUUGUCCCUACGAUCUGCUGAAACUAGGUGAAAUCCAACACCAAACUGAAAAUACAAAUAUUUAUUCCUGUUUUCAGAACCAAAUAAACAAACUAAUUACAGCUAGAAGUGUAUUUUGAACCUUCCUGGUUUUGCCAUUGUUGGGAGAUUGAACCAGAGAGAAGACAAGAAUCAAAUAAAUGAAAGGGAUUGUCUCUGGCUAAGGAUUAGUUAGGUUUUAAUACCCGAAAGAGUUGUAAGGGAUAUGGUGUGUGAGGUUCCAAGGGGGAAAUUCUCUGAGAAAGCAGAUUAUUGGGGUGGGUAAGCUGGCCAUCUACUGGUAUAUCCAUGUGACAUUGUACCCUUUCUCUCUUAUCCUGUGAUUAAACUUGAUCUGCUUCCAAUGCCAAUGCCUACUUAGAAUUUACCAGAAUGCCAAAGUACAGAGUGGAUGUGCCUUUCUGCACUUUGGAUUUAGACAACCUGUUCUCUUCAUGCCUGAGGUUUUAUUUGUAGACCUCCCAGAUGCUCUUUUUUGCCUUGGAUCUUCCGAGCCUCACUAGCCAAGUUAUGUCAUAUGAAAAACAAACAUAGACUUGGGAUUCAAUUGUCCAUCAAGGCUCCAGCAUUCAAAGAACCAUUGCAGCCAAAGAUGCUGUUUUUAUUUGUUUUUGUUUUGGUCCAGUGCUUUCCCAUCUAACAACUAAACGGGAACCAUAUUUUAAGGCAGAAACGAUCUUGAACGCCCAAAAUGUUGGGUCUAAUUUUAAAACUUUUAAACUCACUACUGAUGAUCCUACACCAAGAACAUUUGUGCAAACACAUAGUCUGUGCAUUGUGUAUACACAGUUUGCUCCUGCUUUAAAUUGUUGCAUCAUCCACAUCCUCCAACAAUAAAGCACAGAAUGGAUUUAAUUAAGCACACAAAUGUUAAAGCAGGAGUUUGAGGGUUGCGGGGAGAGGAAAAGAAAGGGGAAGAAACUGAACAUGUAAAAACCACACCAGAAAGGAAAAAUGACAUUCAGAACCAGCAAACAUCGAAUUUUCCUUGCUGUUUUAACUGUGCCACAAGCAUGCAAUUUUGUUAAGAAGAGAUGACUUAAGUUGGCAGAAGUGAUCUUCUUUUAGGAACUUGUACCACAGCCUUGCAUGUAAGUCGGAUUUGGCUCAAGUAAAGAGAGUUUCCUCAAAAUUAACUUCACGGGGAUAAUUAGCAGCAUAUCCACCCAAAGAGCACAGCCAUAGCUUAAGAGGAAAACGUCUGCUUUUCUUACGGUGCCUAUAUUAAGACCAGCACAACUAUGAUGUGUCAUCCAACAUUUAUUGAAAAUGCCAUAUCUGUUACAUAUUUUAGUGGAGUCACCAAUGAUGUAAUGCUAUAAUGAUUUUCAUUAUCUUCAUGGAAUUUCUAAUGGCAAGAUAUCUGUGAUCGUAAUCUUACCUGUUAAAAGUAAUGCCAAACACCAAAUCAGAAUUUUAUGAUGUGUACUUUGUGUUUGGCGUUAGAAGAGGAAAACACACAUCCUCUAAGUUGCUUUUUGUUACUGUAAUUCUUCAAAGUUAAAAGUGUAAGUGAAAAAUCUGGAGGGAAAGAUAAUUUCCACUGUGUGGAAUGUGAAUAGUUCAACAAAAAGUUAUGGUUAUUUAAUGUAAUUAUUAAGUCAAAGCCUUUGGUCACUGUGAGUCCCAGCCUGUUUUCUGUUUCUCCUUCCUGUGACUGCCUCUGAGCUGGGCAAAGAAGAAGCUGGCACAGGUGUGUGUGGUCGGAGACUUUUAUCAGGUCAGAGGGAAACAAAAUCUCGACACAUCUGAAGAUGCAUUGCAGAGUCAAGAUCUGAGAUUUUAUUUUUUUAAUCGAGUGUUCCUUAAAGGUUAACAUUUCUGAAGAAAUAUUAAGAAAGACUUUUAAUGUUAUUUUGGAAGACUUAUGAUGUGUGUUAUACAAACAAAUAGUAGAUAAUAAUGCAAAGAUCACAAAGUCCUGUAAAGGGGAAAAAAAGUCUAAAAUCAAAACUAUGUCUAGAACAUUUAUAAAUGACCAGCUAAUGCUUAAGAAUGAGAGUAGUUCUAUUGAUUUGUUAUUCUUUAAGAUAUUUAAUAUCAACCUCACUAUGUAUUAUGCCUCCUUUAAUCAUUUUAAAACAACAGACAGUAAUAUAGACUGUGAUUGAGGGGCCUUGCUGUGUAUGAGGGUAAGAGGGGAUUUGAGAAUCUCAUAAAAGCUGAUUUGGCUUGAAGUUUUUUAAAUCUGUAACUAGAUUCUAAUUUUCACCUCAAUAAUGUUCUAUAUAAUCUUUGUCAAACAGCAACCAAUAAAUUAAACCUCUUCUCUCUGUG